Molecule: messenger RNA, 1763 nt
Organism: Diorhabda carinulata
Lineage: Eukaryota; Metazoa; Arthropoda; Insecta; Coleoptera; Chrysomelidae
Exons: 4
Coding region: 21-830 (269 amino acids)
Source: RefSeq, a predicted model, not a curated record
CGCAAAUAUGGCAGGAAGCUAUGGGAAUGAAAUAUAGACCACUAUGUGGCCAUGUUAGAAUCUGCAAUGAGCAUUUCACAAAAGAUAGAUUUGUGCCGUGUACCUCAGUUUUACGUUUGAAAGCUGAUGCAGUGCCCACAAUUCUGGAAGUCCAGAAGGACCAUGUUAUGAAGGGACUGGACCAGAUAGCAAAUAAAAAAGUAAACAUUAUAUCCCAAUAUAUAAUAAAGCCAGAACCACAGACUCUUUUGGAUACCAAAUCAUUAAGUAAUGCAAACAGUGAAGUUACUGAGCAUGAGAAAACAAAUUCCUCGCAGUCACCAUCCCAAUGGGCUGUCACACCAAUUUCAAGUACAGUUAGAUGUAGAAGGACUCUUUUUAAGGACGUUGAAGGCUUGUGUUCAACACAGAUAACACCAAGAAAGCAAAAGUUGAUGGUUAUUGUAAAGAGGAAGCAGGGUCGCAUAAGAAAAUUACAAAAAGUUUACAAACAAAAAGGGAAAAGGAUUAAAACUUUAGAAAAUAUAGCAAUGAAUAAUUGUAUCAAAGGCAUGCCAUCUAGCAUAUCUAACUUUAUGAUGUCUCAGAUGCGUUGUGCCAAGCGCUCGCCACAUAGAAGACGGUGGACACUGGAUGACAAAAUAAUGUCUUUAGCGAUUUAUAAACGAAGCCCAAAAUGCUAUGCUUUAUUAGAACGUCUCUUAGUACUUCCAUCAAGAAGAACACUUUUUUCAUUACUGCAGAGCAUUCCUUUCGAUGUGGGAAUUAAUGAACGCCUUUUCCUUCAUCUGGGUUUAGUUUAUCGGGUCUCUGAAAACACAAAUUAUUAAUGGACUCACAAAUCAGGGUUUGAAGGGAACAAAUUGCGAGGAAGAUGAAUUAACUCUUUUAAGUAAUUUACGUUCCUUAUUAGAACCUGCUGCUGGUGUUUCAGAAUCCGUUGAAAGUAUGAACGAAUCAAGUAUUGAAAUUGCAGGCACUUCACUAAGUAAUUCUAGUGCAUUUGCUGUUGACAUUGCAAAUGCUGUAGAAAUUGGUUCUCUUCAGACAUUAUCGGUUGCUUAUGUCAGCGGUUUUAUAAUUAAAAAAUUAUUUUCAAACUUUGUUUGCGAUAGAUGCAGUUACAUCUUGAGCUCAGAUGACACUGAGCCAUGUAAUCAAUUUAUUUCCAGUAAGGAAUUCUCAAAUUCUAAGAAUAAAUUGUUUAAUCCUUCUAAACAGUUUGUUAUUGCGGUUGGUAUUGGUAUUACAGUUUUAGAGAAUAAGCUACCGAUUAUUUGUGAAAAGAAUAACCUACAAGAUGUAGCAACAAAUUUGCUUAACCAAGAAAUUGAUUUCUCAUUUAUUACUUGUGAGGAACAUUUUUAUUUUUUGAAAGAUUUUUUACUUAAAAGUAUAUGUAGAAUAGGAAUCCCAUGGUACUGUACAAGACUUGUCCGAAAUUUAAGAUCUGAAGCCAGCCGGCAAAUGUCAGCACGCACAAAAAGAAAAAUUUUGCAUAAAUAAUAACAAUACCAUUAAAUGUCUACUUCUUGGACAAUUCAUACACCUACAGUACCAUCAAAUUCUGAUUCAUUGGGUCCACAUUUACAAACAACUUUGUCCUCUUGCAUAACGUUUUGUUUCAGUUUUCUUGGAAUCCCUAUGAUCUAAUGUUACUAGUUCUCAUUCAGUCUGUGUUUGUUAUGAAAAGAUGUGGCAUAGCAUUAUUAUUAUUGUGAAUCUUUGUUGUACUUAUGCAAAUACAAUUUGACAAAGCUCAA